Brenthis ino (lesser marbled fritillary) is the source of this 1431-nucleotide messenger RNA. The record is from the annotation of a GenBank genome assembly. Lineage: Eukaryota; Metazoa; Arthropoda; Insecta; Lepidoptera; Nymphalidae.
AUGGCUUUACUCGGGGCUCAAUUGGUUAUAACACUGAUUAUGGUAUCAGUAAUACAGAAGCUAGGAAAUUAUUCAUUUGCAAGAUGGUUAUUAUGUUCUCAAGGCUUAUAUCGGUAUUUAUAUCCAGAUAAUAGUGAAUUAAAGACUUUGGCGGGAGUGCCGAAGGAUAAACCAAAAGGAAAGAAAGGCGGCAAAUAUGAAUCAAAUGGCAAACCAGAAACGUUUCAUGUUCCUAGGAGCUUAGAUAUCCAACUAGAAACAGCUCCAGUUACUCCUUUAGAUGUUGUUCAUUUAAGAUUCUACACAGAAUAUAUUUGGAUAGUAGAUUUUUCACUAUACACUGCCAUUGUUUAUAUUAUGUCAGAGAUUUACACAUCAAUAUUCCCAUUAAAAGAUGAAUUCAAUUUGAGUAUGGUAUGGUGUUUGCUGGUUGUGUUGUUUUCAUUUAAAAUACUGUUGUCUCUCACAAAGCAGUACUUCACAAGCGAGGAGUCUAUUGGGGAAAGAUCUACUUGCAUUGUGGCAUUUUGUGUAUUUUUACUUAUAGCUAUGAUCGUAUUGAUUGUGGAUGAAAAAAAUUUGGAAGUAGGUGUGGACCCAGCGUAUGAUAGUUUUUAUGAUAAUGCAUCAAAGUUUUUAGAAAAUCAAGGGUUGACUUCAGUAGGUCCAGCUUCAAAAUUGGUAUUAAAAUUCUCAUUGGCUGUGUGGGCAGCAAUAAUUGGCACAUUGUUCACAUUCCCCGGUCUCCGAGUGGCUAGGAUGCAUUGGGAUUCAUUGAGAUACUAUGGAGACAACAAAGUUAAAGGUCUAUUACUGAACAUUAAUUUUGCUAUGCCAUUUGUGUUAGCUAUGCUGUGGGUUCGUCCAGUUGCAAAACAUUAUUUGGCUGUCAGAGUAUUUAGUGGCAUGGAAAAACCUCUUAUGACAACUCAAGCAUUCGACACUCUCCGUCUCAUCCUAGUAAUAGUGACUAUAGCACUACGCAUAGCACUGAUGCCACGACAACUGCAAGCAUACUUGGAUAUGGCACAGCGUAGACUUGAUGUACAAAAAAAAGAAGCGGGAAGAAUAACCAACAUCGAUUUGCAAAAAAAAAUUGCAUCAGUGUUCUACUAUCUGUGUGUAGUGGCGUUACAAUAUGUAUGUCCGAUCAUCAUGUGUCUAUACUUUGCCCUCAUGUAUAAAACUCUGGGAGGAUACUCCUGGUCCUCACUGUUGUAUGAUGAAGGGAGUGAGAGUAACUCUAGUGAGGGUUCAGUUAUUAACUUAGAAGGUAUGGAACAGUUCCAGAUGGCGUGGGAGAAUUUGAAAAUGAUAUUCACUUCAGAAGUGUAUAGAGGAGUGUUUGGCUUCGCGACCUGGUGGUGUUGCUUUGCGUGGUUCAUCACCACCUCCCUCGGCACCAUGUAUCAGACUUACUUCAGAAUCUCA